This is a messenger RNA of Austrofundulus limnaeus, 4516 nucleotides long. RefSeq names its product phosphoinositide-3-kinase, regulatory subunit 4 (gene pik3r4). The record is from RefSeq and is a predicted model, not a curated record. Gene Ontology annotation, biological process: late endosome to vacuole transport; protein targeting to vacuole; protein phosphorylation. Gene Ontology annotation, cellular component: phosphatidylinositol 3-kinase complex, class III, type II; phosphatidylinositol 3-kinase complex, class III, type I; nucleus-vacuole junction. Gene Ontology annotation, molecular function: protein serine/threonine kinase activity; protein binding; ATP binding. Lineage: Eukaryota; Metazoa; Chordata; Actinopteri; Cyprinodontiformes; Rivulidae.
UCUGUGACCCGGAUGCAUAACAACAGCUGAGCCUGCUGGUCCGUUUUUACGUGAUUCAGGCUGGUCGUUUUGUACAUUUUAACGGUUACCGGUUUAUAAACGGAGCGGACCGGAAGAGGAGGAAUACUGUAUGGAUCCUGUGGCUACAAGCCUAAAGUCUGGCGGUGUCAGCAGCCGUUAGCGGAGUCCCGACUGGCGCGAACACUGCGGCGGCUAGCAGUUAGCUGAAGCUAACUACGGCCCCGCGAGCCACAGCAGCCCGGAAAACUGACAUCUGCUGCCGGGAAACCUUCAUCUGCUGCCGGGAAACCUUCAUCCACAGCCGGGAAACCUUCAUCCACAGCCGGGAAACCUUCAUCUACAGCCGGGAAACCUUCAUCUAUAGCCCGGGAAACCUUCAUCCACAGCCGGGAAACCUUCAUCUACAGCCCGGACGCUGUGAGGCGUGAUGGGGAACCAGCUGGCGGGCAUCGCCCCCUCUCAGAUCCUGUCUGUGGACAGUUAUUUCUCAGACAUCCACGACCACGAGUACGAUAAAAGCCUGGGCAGCACUCGAUUCUUCAAGGUGGCCCGGGCCAAGCACCGGGAGGGCCUGGUGGUGGUCAAGGUCUUCGCCAUCCAGGACCCGUCGCUGCCGCUGACGGCCUACAAGCAGGAGCUGGAGGAGCUGAAGAUCCGUCUGCACUCCUGCCAGAACUGCCUGCCCUUCCAGAAGACCUCGCUGAUGGAGAAAGCUGCCAUCCUGUUCCGGCAGUACGUCCGGGACAACCUGUACGACCGCAUCAGCACCCGACCCUUCCUCAACAGCGUGGAGAAGCGCUGGAUCGCCUUCCAGAUCCUCAACGCCGUGGACCAGGCGCACAAGGCCGGCGUGCGCCACGGGGACAUCAAGACGGAGAACGUGAUGGUGACCAGCUGGAACUGGGUCCUGCUCACCGACUUCGCCAGCUUCAAGCCCACCUACCUGCCGGAGGACAACCCCGCCGACUUCAACUACUUCUUCGACACGUCCCGGCGCCGCACCUGCUACAUCGCCCCCGAGAGGUUUGUGGACGGGAGCAUGUUCACCUCGGAGAGCGACCAGAACACGCCGCUGGUGGACCUGACCAACAACAACCAGAGGAGCAGAGGAGAGCUGCGGCAGGCCAUGGACAUCUUCUCUGCAGGCUGCGUGGUGGCAGAGCUGUUCAUGGAGGGCGUGCCUCUCUUCGACCUGUCCCAGCUGCUGGCGUAUCGGAAAGGUCACUUCCAGGUGGAGCAGGUCCUCCUGAAGAUCGAGGACCGGAGCAUCAGAGAGCUGGUGGCUCAGAUGGUCCAGCGGGAGCCGGAGAGGCGUCUGACUGCAGAGGAGUACCUGAAGCAGCAGAGAGGGAAGGCCUUCCCUGACAUCUUCUACACCUUCCUGCAGCCGUACAUGGCUCAGUUCGCCAAGGAGACCUUCCAGUCUGCAGACGAGAGGGUGCUGGUCAUCCGCAAAGACCUGGACAACAUCCUGCACAACCUGCGAGGAGGCUCCUCCUCCUCUUCAUCUCAAGACGACGAUGACGAAGGUGUGCUGAGCUGCAGGGAGGAGCAGGGCCUGGUGGUGCUGGUGUCCGUCAUCACUUCCUGUCUGCAGACGCUGCACUCCUGCGACUCCAAGCUGGCGGCGUUGGAGCUCAUCCUGCACCUGGCUCCACGGCUCAGCGUGGACAUCCUGUUGGACCGCAUCACGCCCUACCUGCUGCACUUCUGCAACGACCCCGUGCCCCGCGUGCGCGCUCAGGCUGUGCGCACUCUCACCAAGGUGCUGGCGCUGGUGAAGGAGGUGCCGAGGAACGACGUGAACAUCUACCCUGAGUACAUCCUGCCGGGCAUCGCUCACCUGGCUCAGGACGACGCCACCAUCGUCAGGCUGGCGUACGCAGAAAACAUCGCCCACCUGGCGGAGAGCGCACUGCGCUUCCUGGAGCUGGUUCAGGAGAACAACGUGAACACGGAGCAGGACCUGAGUGCUGAGGAUACAGAAGAAAACAACCACCCCAACGAGAACUACGACUCAGAGCUGCAGGCGCUGCAUGAGAUGGUGCAGCAGAAGGUGGUGACUCUGCUCAGUGACUCUGAGAACAUCGUCAAACAGUCCCUGAUGGAGAACGGCAUCACUCGUCUCUGCGUGUUCUUCGGCAGACAGAAAGCCAACGACGUCCUGCUCUCCCACAUGAUCACCUUCCUGAACGACAAGAACGACUGGCACCUGAGGGCCGCCUUCUUCGACAGCAUCGUGGCUCCGUUCCUGUGCCACCCCAACCUGUGGAUCCGGUACGGGGCGGUGGGCUUCAUCACGGUGGUGGCUCAGAACCUGAACGUGGCUGACAUCUACUGCAAGCUGCUGCCCCACCUGAACCUGUUCAUCACACAGCCCAUCAUCCAGAUCGAUAAGGAGCUGGUCCUGCUGAGCGUGCUGAAGGAGCCGGUGAGUCGCUCCAUCUUCGACUACGCUCUGCGCUCCAGAGACAUCAGCAGCCUCUUCAGACACCUGCUGCUGCGGCAGAAGAAGAGGGCCGGCUCCAUCCCAGAGUGCCCCGCCCCCGACGACCCGGCCGUCGCUCAGCUCCUGAAGAAGCUGCUGUCUCAGGGCAUGACGGAGGCCGAGGAGGACAAGCUGCUGGCCCUCAGAGACUUCAUGCUCAAGUCCAACAAGGCCAAGGCCAACAUGGGGGACCAGGGUCACCUGGGGGAGGGGGCACAGACCGGGGUCAUCGACCUGGCCACGCUCGGCAUCACGGGUCGACAGGUGGACCUGGUCAAACCCAAACCUGAGGCUGACGACAAGAGAGCCAGGAAACACACCAAGCAGGACUCCAUGAUGAACGAGGAGUGGAAGAGCAUGUUUGGAUCUCAGGAGCCGCCGCCCACCCAGCCUGCAGCGGCUGCAGACGGGCCGGUGACUCAGAUGAAGAAGACGUCUGUGGCUCCGGUGGCGCCUGCAGCGCAGUCUGUGGUGAGCGGCCCCGCCUACCAGCGACGCAUCAACACGUGUAAGGCGGAGCUUCAGCAGCUGGUGCAGCAGAAGAGGGAGCAGUGCAGCGCCGAGCAAAUCGCCAAGCAGAUGAUGGAGAGCGCCGAGUGGGAGAGCCGGCCCCCCCCUCCAGGGUGGCACCCCAAAGGUCUGCUGGUGGCCCACCUGCACGAACACAAAGCUGCCGUGAACCGGAUCAGGGUCUCAGACGAACACUCCAUCUUUGCCACGGCCUCCAACGACGGCUCCGUCAAAGUCUGGAACAGUCUGAAGAUGGAGGGCAAGACCACGACCACGAGGUCCGUGGUGACAUAUUCUCGAGUCGGGGGUCAUGUGAAGACCCUGACGUUUUGUCAGGGCUCACAUUACCUGGCUGUGGCCUCAGAUAACGGAUCGGUCCAGCUGCUCGCAGUCGAAGCCAAUAAACCUCCCAAGUCCCCCAAAGUCCAGCCGUUCCAGUCCAGGUCUCUGGACCUGCAGGAGGACGGCUGCGUGGUGGACCUGCACCACUUUAACUCGGGGGCCCAGUCGGUUCUGGCGUACGCCACAGUGAACGGCUCGUUGGUGGGCUGGGACCUCCGCUCCAACUCCAACGCCUGGACGCUUCGCCAUGACCUGCGUCUGGGACUCAUCACGUCCUUCAGCGUGGACAUGCACCAGUGCUGGCUCUGCUUAGGGACGAGCAACGGCACCAUGGCCUGCUGGGACAUGAGGUUCCAGCUGCCCAUCUCCAACCACUGCCACCCGGCCCGGGCCAGGGUCCGCCGCCUGCUGAUGCACCCCCUGUACCAGUCCUCAGUCAUCGCAGCCGUCCAGGGGAACAACGAGGUGUCCAUCUGGGACAUGGAGACUGGGGACAGGAAGUUCACCCUGUGGGCCAGCUCGGCACCCCCACUGUCUGAGAUGCAGCCGUCUCCUCACAGUGUCCAUGGGAUCUACUGCAGUCCUGCUGAUGGGAACCCUCUGCUGUUGACGGCUGGAUCUGACAUGAGGAUCAGGUUCUGGGACCUGGCCUAUCCUGAGAGGUCUUACAUCGUGGCAGGAGGAGCACAUGACUCGCUGCACUGUCCAUCUGUCCUCUACAGCCGCAAGAUCAUCGAGGGGACCGAGGUGGUCCAGGAGAUCCACAGCAAACAGAAGAGCGGAGCUCCAGAGGACUCUCCUCGCCGCGGCCUGGAGGCGCUGCCUGUCGGCCAUCAUGACAUCAUCACUGACAUCGCCACCUUCCAGACCACGCAGGGCUUCAUCGUCACCUCGUCKCGAGACGGCAUCGUCAAGGUGUGGAAGUGAACACCUGAUGACAUCAUCCUCCUGUCUCUGAAGUGUUAGGACUCGUUCAGAACUGGACUGAUGGACAGGUGAUUGGACAGAGCACCUGUCAGUCACUGUGAUGAAGCAGCCUCAACCAAUCAGAGCAAAGCAGCUGCUUGUCUGACCCGCCUCUCUUCCUGUAGUGUAGCAGGAAGAGGAGGCUGCUAUCUGCUGAAACUUUCAAUCUAAUAAAUAUCUUCAACCUCA